AUGCAUUUUAGGGAGUUACCGGGAGUUUUAAUGGCAAUCACCAUACCAAAUAAAUAUCUGGAGCUGUCUAAAACAGGUCCGUACCACCACCAACUUCCUAUACUUACCUACAUCAAGACUUAGAUUGUAUGUUUUGUUGUUGUUGUCCGACAGAAUAAGUAGCGAAAAGCGACAGAUUAAUAGAAAUACAUUUUAUUGAGUCUUCUAUCAGCUCACAAUUUAACUUUCGAUAAAAUUGACAAGACUAGAACAUGGAGCCAAUUAAUAAAAGAUACAACACCAAAACAAAAGUACUACAAAACUAUAACUCAUGGACACCGUACCGCCAUCGCCCCUACGAUAUAAAGGUUCUCCCCGAAGCAUAUUCCUUACCAGUCGUAGGCAGUAACAGCUACCACCAUGUCCUCGUUCAAGGCCAUGUUCUGUGACCUCUGCAUCGUCCUGUUGGUGGGACUGACCGUGGUCCUCGCCGAAGAAAAGCCAAGCGGAACAGUCGCCGUCGACGAGGGCCCUAAAGGGAACUGCUCAUGCGGUGGGUUCCCGACGUCGACCCCAGAAGUGGACGCGGCGCCUCUACUGUCCCAGACGCCUGGCCUGAUCGUGAAGUGUGACGAUGAAGGUGGAAACACAUGCAAGAGCUUGUGCAACGCUCUAGCUACAGCUACUAAAGCAAAGGGACCAGAAAUCUUGUGUAACAAGCUGAAGGAUGCUACUGAGUUGAAGCUGUCAGCAUUUUACAAGAUCUGCGACAAACCCUGGGUCUACGCCGAGAUGACAGCCGAAGAGCCGCUAUGCUGCGAAACCAACAAGGUCAAGAUCUGCCCGUCAGUUGAAAAACUCAACGCUACGUCAGCAGUAGACGUGAUUGACGCCAAGACCGUCAUGUAAAGGAAUUAUGAGGCCUACAAUAGUAGUUUAGCUAUGACGUAUCAUUGAUGUGAUUGUUUUAUAUUCUUAGAUGUAAUUAGCUCUGAAUAAGCAGGCGCGACUGAAUAAACUAUUGUAUGCAAGAACGAAAUUGUUUAUGUUUUAUUUUCAUACAUUAUACGUCAGAAAACUUGAAAUUAAUUUGUCAUUUAGCAGACUAUUCGUAACAGGCGA
This is a messenger RNA of Ostrinia furnacalis (Asian corn borer), 1101 nucleotides long. RefSeq lists its product as uncharacterized. The transcript is spliced from 3 exons. The record is from RefSeq and is a predicted model, not a curated record. The coding region runs from base 400 to 888 and encodes 162 amino acids. NCBI's taxonomy places the organism in Eukaryota, Metazoa, Arthropoda, Insecta, Lepidoptera, Crambidae.